AUGACUGGCACCAAGGAGAAAGGUCACGACUCCUUCCGGGUCAACUAUCCAGAUGACUCAGAGAGUGAACACAUCUCUGGACAAGCUAAUAAACCACUAUCACUACCGCCUCAUGCUCUAGAUGUUGGCCAGGUUGUCACAGAGCUUGACGUUGAUGCCAGUCAGGGACUGACCAGCGACGAGGCCUCUCGCCGGCUUGAGGAGCUUGGCCGCAACGAGCUUCGUCAGAACAAGGGUGUGCAACCGGUGAAGAUCUUUCUGGAGCAAAUAUUCAACGCAAUGACUUUGGUGCUUCUUCUGGCUCUUGGUGCAAGUUUUGGCAUCCAAGCCUGGAUAGAAGGUGGAAUUUUAGGAGGCAUCAUCGUUCUCAACAUUUUCAUCGGUUUCGCCCAGACCCUUCAAGCCGAGAAGACGAUCAACUCGCUCAAAAAUCUCGGUUUCCCAACCUGCAAAGUGUUUCGCAACGGCAAGACUAUCGAGAUCCAGACGGCCGAAGUUGUACCCGGCGACAUCAUCGACCUGAUCACUGGCGACUCCGUCCCCGCAGACACCCGCCUCAUCGAAGCUGUUAACCUCGAGGCUGACGAAGCUUUGCUUACCGGCGAAUCCGCGCCUGUCUCGAAGAUCCCGAAGUCGACUUUCAACGAUGAUACCGGCCCAGGCGACCGACUGAAUGUGGUCUACAGUUCAACAGUGAUCACGAAAGGUCGCGGCCGCGGUGUCGUCUUUGCAACUGGCAUGUGCACUGAGAUCGGUCUCAUUGCUGGUGCUCUGAAUGGCGGCUCGAAAGCAAAGUCGUACCUGAAGCGCAGCGAGGACGGCAGAGUUUCCGUGUUUGCAUACAUCAUGGCAGCGUGGAUGAUGACUCGCGAUUGGGUCGGCGAGUUCUUGGGACUGACCAUUGGCACACCCUUGCAGAAAAAGCUGUCUCAGCUGUUUCUGUGGCUUUUUGCAUUCGCUAUCAUCUGUGCCAUCAUUGUCAUGGGCGCCAACAAAUUUGAUUCACGCAAGGAUGUCAUUAUCUACGCUGUAACAACUGCCAUCGGAACCAUUCCUGUUUCGCUGCUGCUCGUAUUGACAGUCACCAUGGCUGCUGGUACAAAAAAGAUGCUCGAGCGUCACGUUAUUGUUCGGAAUCUUUCAAGCCUGGAAGCACUGGGCGGAGUGACGAACAUUUGCUCCGACAAGACCGGCACAAUCACGCAGGGACGCAUGGUUGUCCGCAAGGCCUGGCUCCCUGGAGUUGGCACUUACUCCGUGCAGACGACGAACGAUGUAUACAACCCGUUCUCCGGCUCGGUUCAGUUCACCGCCGGCCAGCCGAGAGAUAUUAGUGCGGAAGCCGAAAAGCAACACGACGAUACCACCGAUCCCAUUGACCCGCACCACGAAUCUGCAAGCAACUCGGCUCUCCAGUGGUACCUCAACAUAGCGUCACUGGCGAACCUGGCCACUCUGAAGCAAAGCGACGACAGCUCUGCGAACCCGGGAGAAUGGAAGGCGACUGGGGCACCCACAGAGAUUGCUCUUGAGGUCUUUGCUUCUAGAUUCGGGUGGAAUAGACUCCAGUUGACCCAAGGCCCUGAGGCCGCAUGGAAGGAAAUUGCAGAGUUUCCCUUUGACUCUGACGUCAAGAAGAUGUCCGUAAUGUUCCAGAAUCUUGAGUCUCAGGAGAUGCAUCUCUUCACCAAGGGCGCCGUCGAACGUGUCCUUGAAACCUGCGACACCAUUGCUCUCGAUACCGCUACCCGAACCCUGACCGAGGCAGACAAAGACAACAUUCAUGCCAACAUGGAAAGUCUCGCUGGCCAAGGCCUUCGCGUUCUCGCCCUAGCGCAUCGAAACCUUGAGAGCACCGUGUCAGCAUCCCAGUUUGCCGAAGGCAAGAUCGCUCCCCACCGCGACGUUUUCGAACACAACCUGACCUUCCGCGGCCUCGUCGGCAUCUACGAUCCACCCCGUCCAGAGUCGAAGCCCAGUGUGAAGGCAUGCCAAGGUGCCGGGAUCGUCGUGCAUAUGCUCACCGGCGACCAUCCGCAAACAGCAAGGGCUAUCGCGACCGAAGUUGGCAUCUUGCCGUCGCCUGAGAAGUUCAAGAUGCUGCCGGCCGACGUCGCUCAAACGAUGGUGAUGCCUGCUCACGAUUUUGAUGCUUUGACGAAUGAUCAGAUCGAUGAGUUGCCUCAGCUACCUCUAGUCGUGGCACGAUGCGCACCUAGUACUAAGGUGAGGAUGAUCGAGGCGCUUCAUCGUCGCGGCCAAUACGUCGGUAUGACUGGGGACGGCGUAAAUGACAGCCCGAGCUUGAAACGCGCUGACAUCGGUAUUGCCAUGGGCUCUGGGUCGGAUGUCGCCAAAGAAUCUUCCGACAUCGUCUUGACGGACGAUAACUUCGCCUCGAUUCUCAACGCCAUCGAGGAGGGCAGGCGAAUCUUUGACAAUAUUCAGAAGUUUAUCCUCCACGUUCUGGCAGCCAACAUCGGAUUUGUAUGCGCUCUGCUGACAGGAUUGGCCUUCAAAGACCAGUCUGGUGUUUCGGUCUUCCAGCUGUCUCCCGUGGAGAUCCUUUGGAUGCUUCUUGGAACUGGCGCAUUCUGUGAAACUGGUCUUGGUUUCGAGAAAGCGGUGCCGGAUAUCCUCAACCGUCCUCCUCAAAAUCUCAAAUACGGCGUCUUCACGCCUGAGUUUCUAUUCGACAUGGUGUUUUACGGCGUUCUCAUGGCGGGCUGCGUUCUCGGCUCUUUCACAAUUGUUGUGUUCGGGUUUAAUGACGGCAACCUAGGAUUGGAGUGCAACAAUGCCUUCUCAAAAGCGUGCGAGCCCGUAUUCCGUGCGCGGGCUACGUGCUAUACGACGAUGACGUGGAUCUUCUUGCUGUUUGCUUGGGAACUGAUCGACUCGCGCCGGUCGCUUUUCUACAUGCCUCAAGGCUUCAAGGCUUGGGGUCAACACUUGUGGGGCAACAAGUUCCUCUUCUUCUCAGUCACGAUCGUCUUCUUCGUCGUGUUCCCGACGCUGUACAUCCCGGUUUUGGAUCAUGUCGUGUUCAUGCACCACGGCAUCAGCUGGGAGUGGGCUGUGGUCUUCAUCGAUGUUUUCGUUUUUAUGGUCGUUGCUGAGGCGUACAAGUGGGCCAAGCGGACAUAUGUCAGACGGAGAGGAAACCAGUCAGGUAUCGUUGGAUUCGGUGAUGAUGAGGAAUCAUCUCUAUAG
This is a messenger RNA of Colletotrichum chrysophilum, 3213 nucleotides long. RefSeq lists its product as uncharacterized. The coding region runs from base 1 to 3213 and encodes 1070 amino acids. NCBI's taxonomy places the organism in Eukaryota, Fungi, Ascomycota, Sordariomycetes, Glomerellales, Glomerellaceae. The record is from RefSeq and is a predicted model, not a curated record. Gene Ontology annotation, molecular function: P-type calcium transporter activity; ATP hydrolysis activity; ATP binding. Gene Ontology annotation, cellular component: plasma membrane. Gene Ontology annotation, biological process: intracellular calcium ion homeostasis; calcium ion transmembrane transport. The transcript is spliced from 5 exons.